Messenger RNA from Toxoplasma gondii ME49, 6678 nucleotides. RefSeq names its product ATP-dependent DNA helicase, RecQ family protein. Gene Ontology annotation, biological process: double-strand break repair via homologous recombination. The record is from RefSeq and is a predicted model, not a curated record. The coding region runs from base 125 to 5404 and encodes 1759 amino acids. The transcript has 16 exons. NCBI's taxonomy places the organism in Eukaryota, Apicomplexa, Conoidasida, Eucoccidiorida, Sarcocystidae. Gene Ontology annotation, cellular component: cytoplasm; nucleus; chromosome. Gene Ontology annotation, molecular function: four-way junction helicase activity; 3'-5' DNA helicase activity; ATP binding.
CUCGUAAGAGGCGCUGUUCCCGUAAAAGUGGAAGACGCGCGUUCUCAGCUUUCCACUAUGGACGACGUCUGUUUUGACAUGAACGCUUCUUGAAGCUGGCGCGUCUGGAGAGCUGUUAACGUCAAUGUACCAGGUUAAGAGAAUGCUACAGCAGCAGCAGUUUUCGAGGCUUCGCGAGCCUGUGUCAUCUCCUCUUCUCUCCGAUCAGCCCCCUCGAGUCAUUUCCGUCUCUUCACUUGCCGCUUUGUCAGGAUCCUCUCACCUCUCAGGGUGUCUUCCUGCUUCGACUGCUUCUUUGCCGGCUUCUUCUGCCGCAUCUUCGCCCGCAGUCGCCUCGUCCUUCCGUCCGGCUGCUUUCGCGUCCUCUGCGUCGCCGUCGAAGUCUCGUCCUCCUCGUCACUCCACUUGCCUGCUCGUUGAUCCGCAAGCUCCCGCGGCCGGCGGCCUGGCUUCCGGCCAGUCGCUUCCGCCUGGCGCCCAACUAGCUGGAGUCUCAGCCGCGGUCGGCAGUGCCCCGCCGGAGACAAGCCGCCCUGGGGCCUCCGGGACUCGAAAGAGAGGCCGCGACGAAGCAAGCUCUUCCCGUGGAGAGGGCAAGGCAAAGAGCAGGCGCCGUGUGAAACGCAACCGAGAAGAGCUGGCGGGGAGUGCCUACGGCGAGUCAGAAUCGGCCGCGGCGUCUCCGACCUCGCAGCCGCCGCCAGGGAUACGAGGGCGAGCGAAGAAGGAGACAGAGGGUCAUGUGGGGUGGAAGGCCGAGGCUCCGACGCGGCAGCCGCGAGCUCGCGGGCCGCAGAGUCACCAGGGCAGAAAUGGGCAAAAAGAGAGACGAGAGGAGGAGACUGGGGGAUCUUCUCAGCGGCGACAACGGAUACUCAGUGGGGAGGCCCGUCGCAAGGCGGGUGGGUCGGUCCAGCAGGCAAAGUCUUCAGCCUCCCAAGACAAAGGGAGGACAGGAGCGACAAGUUGGAAGCAAGAUACGGAGGUCGAUCCGAACAGAUUCUCCUUCUGUGACGCACAUCGAUGUUCUUCGUCGGACUCUACUCUUUCAUCGUCUGUGUCUGCCUUCUCUUCCUCUCCCCCGUCGUUUUCCUCUGGCACGGUUCCCCCUGAGACAGGAGGUGCCUGGAAGGCCCGGGGUCCGUCCAGGGACAUCGAAGUCCUUCCUUCAGGACUCCGCUGCAAUCUCAAGUCGCAACUCGCUUCUCUCUUCUCGUCUUCUGCUUCCUCUUCCCUCUUGGCUUCUUUGUCGUCUUCUUCCUCGUCGUCUCGGACGCCUUGCUCCUCUCCUCAUAUGUCCAGUUCGUUCAUGCCUUGCUUGGCGCCGUCUGCUUCGGCCGGUCCUCCGUCUUCGUGGGCGGCCUCGGAGAGUGCGUCUCUCUCGAGAUAUCGAGCCUUGCCUGCGUCUCUCUUGGGAGGUCUCUUAGGACCUGCGGGCCUCGCUCGGGCGCGCGCAGAGGAGGCGCGCGACCGGAGGCUGCAGGCGGCGAGAGCGAAGGCGCAGAAGACAUCACGCGGAGAUACACACGACGACGCGAGGAAGCCGGUGAUGGCGCCUCUGACUGUGGAGGCCUUCGCCCGCCUCUACCGGGACUGCUUGAGCGGCCGCCUGCCCGCGGCUCCUCCUGUGGGGGUCUCGCCUCGGCUGCGCUCGCGGCCGCUCAACGCCGCGGGGAGUGCGUCGCCUGGCCGUCUCGCUGCAGCGGGUGAAGACGCCGAAGGUGGAGAAGCAAAACUGGAAACUAGAGACGUCCUGCAGGAGCUGCUGCAGCAGGCUCGCUCGAAGGCGGAGCAGCGAAAGCGAGCGCGCAUGGAAGCUCUGGAGCGACAGCGAGAGGAGGCCUUGCGACUGGAAAGAGCCCGGAAGCAUGAAGAAGAGGCGCGCGACCUAGACGCAGCGACCGCCCAAGCGCCACAGCCCUCUCACCCGUCUGCGGUCUCGUCGAGGCCUCGCGAAAAUCUCGGAGCUGCGCAGGAACCGCGAGAGAAGCGCCUCCUUGUGGGGCUGCAUGCAGGCGAGGCUGGGGCCGCCCCAGAGUCUCGGCUCGCAGAAGAAGUGGAUUUGUUUGCCGAGAAAGACGACUCGGGCGCCAGCAGGUGGGCGAGAGAAGGCCAGCUGCAUGCAGGGUCCUUCGCGUCUUCCUCCUCGCCUUCCGUCGCGUUUCCUGAUUCGGCGUCGAGCGCUGUCGGCUCUGCGAGCUUCAAACACAACUCCAGAGUAGGCCCGGAGGACUACGACGCCUGGGCCUCAGGCAGUGUGAGGGUCAACACAGUGAGCAGAAACUGGGAAGCGGAACGCGGCUUCGAGUGGGAUGAGGCAGUUCGCGCGUGUAAUGAAAAAGUCUUCGGAAACCGAGCCUUCAGACCCAUGCAGAGAGCGAUCAUCAAUGCCGUGCUAAGCCAACGCGACGUAUUUGUCAUGAUGCCCACGGGGGGCGGAAAGUCGCUCUGCUUUCAGCUGCCUGCGAUCGUCUCCGGAGGCGUCACCGUCGUCGUCAUGCCGCUCGUCUCUCUCAUCACAGACCAGCUGGAACAGAUGCAGCUGCUGAAUGUCGGGUGUCGGGCCUUCGCUGCCAAUCAACCGUGGGAAGAGCAGAAGGCAGUCUACGACGAACUGCGCCGAGGCACCGGAGAGAUCCAUCUCCUUUUGGUCACUCCUGAGAAGCUGAAAGGCAGUUCCUUGCUGCGCUCGUGUCUCCAUGAGUUGAAUCGCGAAGGCUGCCUUGAUCGCUUUGCAAUCGAUGAGGCCCACUGCGUGAGCCAGUGGGGCAACGACUUCCGUCCAGACUAUCGCCAGCUUCAGAGUCUCCGAGAAGAGUAUCCAAACGUUCCGUUGGUGGCUUUGACAGCAACGGCUACGAAGGCUGUGCUGCAAGAUGUCGUCACGCAGCUGAGAAUGAGGGAACCUGUCGUCUUUCAAGGAUCCUUCGACAGACCUAACCUGAGGUACGAGGUCCGCCCCAAGGUGCCGAGACGCAUCGUCGAAGAUAUUGCCGCAACUAUCAAAACCGAAUUCCAUGGUCUCUCAGGAAUCGUCUACUGUUUGAGCCGCCGCGAGUGCGAGCGCGUCGCCGAAGGCCUUCAGCGGCAUGCAGGAAUUUCUGCCGGCUUCUACCACGCCCAACUCGAUGCUGAGAAACGCGAAGAAAUCCAGAGAGACUGGAUGAACGACGACAUAAAGGUGAUCGUCGCGACCCUGGCCUUCGGCAUGGGCAUCAACAAGCGAGACGUGAGAUUCGUCAUUCACUGCGCCAUGCCUAAAUGCCUCGAAAACUUCUAUCAGGAGUCCGGCCGUGCAGGGCGAAACGGGGAAGAAGCUUCCUGCAUUCUGUUUUACAACUACCACGACAAACAGCGUCAGUCUCACCUGAUUCAACUGAACAGCAACGAGGCAGGCGCUUCGGGUGCGAGACGCCAAGCCGACGGCCAGGCCUCGCGCAACGAGGAAAAUCUCCUGCGCAUGCUGGCCUACUGCGAAGAAGAGGAAGAGUGCAGAAGGCGGUUUAUUCUCAGGCAUUUCGGCGAAGAUUUUCGCGGUGCAUGCACAGUCGCAUGCGACAACUGUCGCCGACGAGCGACACGAGCCGGGCCGCCCAGAGUCCUCAGAUGCGCCGAGGAAGUCUCUCAGAUUCUCGAAUUCGUUCGGCGAUGCAAGGCUGAUUAUCCUUCCUUCCCCCUCACCCUUUCUUCGCUCCGCGACCUUCUCCUCGGGAAGCGAAAUACGCGCCGAGGGGCGGACGUCGAGCGGCUGCCUCACUUCGGCUUUUUAGCGAAGAAAAAGUGGAGCGCCGAGACAACAUUUUGCCUCUUGAAACGCCUCAUCAUUCACCAGGUCCUGCACGAGCGCUGUGUGACAACGGGGUCAGGAGGCUCUUCAGGUUUCUCAGGCUUCACCGCAUACAUCGACUUGGGUCGACAGGCAGGCCAAGCUUCGAGUUGCGUCUCUGCCUUGACUCUUCCUCUGGCAGGUCCAGAAAAUGCAAGAGAGGAAAAGCGAAUGCCUUCCCCUCGCUUUGUCACCAACGGGAGCAAGCGCAGUCUCGGCGAUGGGGAUGGUUUGCAGCUAGCGAAGAAGCGGAGACAAGCUCCGCAAGGAGACAGGAGACUCUUUGGCGACUCCUCAGCGUCACCUGCGCUUUUGGCUUCCCGCUCGCCUCCUUCCUCGAUGCGCACGGCGGGAGGCGGAGAAGUCGAGGAGACAUCUGAUUUGCAUGCGUUGAGUGGGGGAAGCCACAAGUCUUCAGGCGUCGAAUCGCGAUCCGCUUUCAGCGCUGCAAGUAGAGAGCCUCAAAGGCAUGAGAGGGGAAGACCUGUUGCUUCAUCUCUUGCUUCGGAGUCGUGUGAGUUUGAGGGAGAAACGGAAGCUGGGCGCUGGGGCGGCGGACGGCGAGAAGACGCCCACGGAGAAAGUCGAAGGCAGGGCGAGAGAGACGAGCGAGAAAAGAAAGAAGAGAAGAACAGAAAGAGAGAAGGAGAGGUUGCACAGCACCGCAUGUGUCUGUCGGAGGCUCAUAGACAUGAGUUGAAGGGGAAGCUCCAGGUACUUCGGAAAGAAUCUGCCAAGGUGUAUGGCAUCAAGAACUCUUCGUCGAUUGUCAGUCUGCAAGGGCUCGAGCAAAUGGUCGCACAUCUCCCGACUUCGCGCGAAGCUCUCGAAGCUCUCGAGUUGCCAGACUUCAAAAGCCAAUACAAGCUGAACAAAUAUAGCUCUGUCUUCACAGAUGCGAUUCGCCAGUAUGUCGCGGAGCACCAUCUCGGGAGCUGCGUUUCUUCAGGCAAGGUCGCGGCUUCAGGGCUCGGACCGGGGUCUGCAACUGGCGGCAGCUAUUUCGUAAAUCGCAUGAAGCAGCUGACGGAAGCUUCCCGCGAAAGCUACAUUCAGGUCGGGGGAGGCUGUGCCUCUUCUGGGGAAGGGAGCGUUUGGCUAGAUUCAGAGUGGAUACGCCCGAGGAGUCUAGCGCAGAGGCUUGGCGACAGAGCCUUGAGCAUGCACGCAAAAGAUUCGUCCGCUCCUCCGAUGCGUGGUGGAGAAGACGCGUCGGGCGUUUGGAGCUCGAAGAGCCCUCCUCGGACUAUCCACGUUUCUUUGCCUUCUGCUGCUAGUGCUAGCGAAGGCAGAGACAGACACCCGGCGAGAAGCGGCCAACUGGAGACGGGCGUCACGGGAUGCCAUCUCGGCGAGAACGGUCGAGGUGCCGCUUCCCGUUAUUUCGCAGAGUCAAACCGAGACCACAAGCUUAGAGGAGUCACUUCGAUCUUCAAUAAUCCUCUCCCGCAUAACCCCGCAUGGACGUACGCGACGAACACAGAGACACCGGAGAGUGUCUACGUUUCGCGAUCAGCGAGCCAUGUCAGUGUCGAAGAAAUCGACGAAUUCGCGUAUGUCCAGGGACAGAGAACCUGAGGUUCUUACAAAGGGCCUUGUGAUCCGUGCUCUACGGUAUAGAAUGUUUUUGGGUCAGGCAACUGUGAAGACUUCCGAUCAACUCGCGUAGUACCCUUGUGAAUGCUAGGAUACAACCUAUUAACAAAGGGUGAAGAGAGUCCCCGUCGAGGCUCUCGACGGCGCUGCAUGUGAAGACGGAUAGGGUCUCUGUGCUGCUGUGAAACAUGGCUAGUGAAGAAAGUGAAAGGAAGAUGGUCUCGCUUGGUAUUGGGUCGGACAGGAAUGGUGACAUGCAAAACUGCCCGAUCGUCCAGGAUCGCGUUUCGACAAUGAGGCAAACGCUGUAUCGGUAGUUCGCGUAUCCACGCGUUCGCCCCGAGGCAACGCGCUCUACCGGAAGAGCGUCCAUCGCCGUGUACGUAAUCGGAAAAAAACAGGAGGCUGUGUCCCAUCGUUUGGGUGCCAGCAGGAUACAUCCUUUCGAUUCAAUGGAUACUUUCAUGAGAAGAAAAGGGAGGACGAUUUUUUUCAAUUGCAUUUGACAGGCGUAGUUUCUAACUGGAAACGGACAUCAUUCUAGAUCACGCUAUGGCGCAAACGUUUUUACCGUAGACAACUUGCACAUAGUCAAAGAAAGGGUUUUACCGAGUUCUUCCGAAUCGGUCGAAUUCUGAACCAAGGUCGGGGAUCAUGCAUUGUUUCUCGUCUUUUCUUCUAUCGCUUUUACUCAUCUGCGCAUGCCUUCGCAACGCAGCAAAUCCGAUGAAAUAACCCCGAGACAGAGAGAGCUGCAGAAGUGCCCUUGCGUUAUGUGUUUCUUCAAUUUAUCAAGAUCAGGCUUAGAGGAAGCGAACUCCGUCUACAGUGGAGGUAUAGAUUUCUCAAUCCUUUGGUUUCUCUCAAAAUUUAAAAGUGAAUUUAUUGGCUCAGCACUGGCACUGUCGCAGGUGGAAUGGGUCUCUUUCAUGCAGAGAACGCUUCGGCGACAGGGGCGAACUGGCACUUCGUUGGCGCUGAGAAUGUCGCUUUCACCUCCCUGCGGGUUCAGUCGUUCAGUUGUCGUGUGUAGUGUUGGCUACAUUGUCACGUGUACUGCGUUUGUAUCGAGCUCCUGCAGACUCUGCUUUUGUCACCUUUGCUCGUGGUUGCUCAGUAAACUUGCAGCCACAGUUUUCCGCUUGGUAAGAAUAUAAUGAACAUUCAAAAGUGGGUCUGUGUCACAUUUGUCAAGGAUGAAAGUAACAUCUAUGUAUGAACGUUCUCUGUCCAUGCAAAUUAAAGGAGCUUCGCGG